CCAUGCUAACAACAACAACAACAACCUAACAUCUCAGCCUGUAGCUUCUUGUUGCUUUGUCAGUUAAUUCAGCUGAAGUUUUAUAUUUCCAAAUUGAAAUAUUCAUCUCAACGUGACAUUUAGCUUUUCAACAAGCCUGAGAUCAAGCGACAGUUUCUCUAGUUUCCCUCCGAGUUCACUGCGCAUCAGCUGCAGUUAUCUCGUCGUGCUCAAGCUAGGCCUCAAGAGACAAAACGCUCCUUAUUAAAUAUUUAAGAUAAAUAAAAGCUCCGGCUGUUGGACAGUCACUGCGGAGAGGAGCUGGUCCGUGUGUCCGCAGGAUGAGAGGCUCGAACGGGGACAGAGACCGAGACCGCGGCCGGGACAGGGGCAGCCCUCGUUUCGGGUCCAGCAGAGGUGGUCCAACGCCGGGGAAGAAGUUUGGGAACCCCGGGGAGCGUCUACGAAAGAAGAAGUGGGACCUGGAGGAGCUUCCCAAAUUUGAGAAGAACUUCUACAAUGAGCACCCUGAAGUGCAGCGAAUGACCCAGUAUGAUCUUGAGGAGUAUCGCAGGAAGAAAGAAAUCACCAUUCGAGGUUCAGGCUGCCCGAGGCCGGUCUCCACCUUCCACCAGGCACACUUCCCCCAGUACGUAAUGGAUGUGCUGAUGCAGCAGAACUUCAAGGAACCCACAGCCAUUCAGGCACAAGGUUUCCCACUGGCCCUUAGUGGGAGAGACAUGGUGGGCAUUGCUCAGACUGGCUCUGGGAAGACCUUAUCGUAUCUUCUGCCUGCAAUUGUUCACAUCAACCAUCAGCCCUACUUGGAGCGAGGAGAUGGGCCCAUUUGUUUGGUUCUGGCCCCCACAAGAGAACUGGCACAGCAGGUCCAGCAGGUGGCACAUGACUAUGGAAAGUCCUCCCGCAUCAAAACCACUUGUGUGUAUGGGGGUGCUCCUAAGGGACCGCAAAUCCGAGACCUGGAGAGAGGUGUUGAGAUCUGCAUCGCUACUCCAGGUCGUUUGAUCGACUUCCUUGAGGCUGGAAAGACCAAUCUGAGGCGCUGCACGUAUCUAGCUCUGGAUGAAGCUGACCGCAUGCUGGACAUGGGCUUUGAACCACAGAUCCGCAAAAUUGUGGAUCAGAUUCGGCCGGACAGACAGACCCUCAUGUGGAGUGCUACCUGGCCCAAAGAGGUUCGCCAGCUGGCAGAGGACUUCCUGAAAGACUAUGUCCAGAUUAACGUUGGAGCGCUGGAGCUCAGCGCCAACCACAACAUCCUGCAGAUAGUUGAUGUCUGUAUGGAGAAUGAGAAGGACCAGAAGUUGAUCCAACUGAUGGAGGAGAUCAUGGCUGAGAAAGAGAACAAGACCAUCAUAUUUGUGGAGACCAAGAAGAGAUGUGAUGACCUCACACGCAGGAUGAGACGUGAUGGGUGGCCAGCGAUGUGUAUUCAUGGCGACAAGAGCCAGCCAGAGAGAGACUGGGUGUUGACAGAGUUUCGUAGCGGCAAAGCUCCCAUCCUCAUCGCUACUGAUGUGGCCUCACGUGGUUUGGAUGUGGAGGAUGUCAAGUUUGUCAUCAAUUACGAUUAUCCCAACUCAUCGGAGGACUACAUCCAUCGCAUCGGCCGUACAGCCCGCAGCACCAACAAGGGCACAGCCUACACCUUCUUCACUCCAGGGAACCUCCGCCAGGCCCGAGAGCUGCUCCGGGUGCUGGAGGAGGCCCGACAGGCCAUCAACCCCAAACUACUGCAGAUGGUGGACACUGGACGUGGAGGAGGAGGUGGCCGUCUCCGUCUCCGUUGCACGUCAAAUUCUAACAAUCCCAACCUGAUGUACCAGGACGAGUGUGAGCGGAGAAUGCGUUCUGUAAGUGGCGGCGGCGGUGGCAGCUCCAAGGAAAGUCGCAGCAGCAGCAACUACAGUCGCGACAAUCGAGACAGUCGUGGUGGAAGCGGUCGGGACCGGGACCGCUCUUCUUCCUCCUCCUCCUCCUCAUACAGAGAUCGCAGCAGCAGGGACGGAGGACGCAGCUCCAGCUCCAACUCACAUGACCAGUACCAGAACAACACCAGCAGCUCCAGGAACGCCACUGGCUCAGGGGAGAGCCCCACGGCAUCAUCAGCUCCCCAGCCUCUGAUGGCCCAGCAGUUCAACCCCCCCCAGCCCAUGAUGGGCCUGAUGGGGCACUCGCCAUUCCAGUUUGCUCCUCCACCUCCCCCUCCUCCAUCAGGUAGAAAGUAAUGUGAUCUGAGCACCACAGUCACACACACACACACACAUUACAGUCAGAAAUGUCUAUAUUACAACAUUUAGAGAAUGAGCUUGUUUGGUUGCAUCCCGUCCGUUCACUGUGUUUAAAAUGACUUCUUAUCUUCAGUAUCAGUACAGUUGUAAAAACAGUCAGACCGGUGCCUGGAUUUUUUACUAAGUGAUCAACACAAUUUGUAAAUUUUGACCCUUUAAAGUCAAAGUAAUCAGGAUUAGUUUAUUUAGCUUGAAGCUUUUCUGUGUCACUUAACAAUUGUCUUAUACAAAUUAUGUUUUUGUAUUGUGAGCUGCUACAGAGUUCUUAUACUACCAGUUGGUAUCUUAUUUUUUCUUUAGGUUAAUCAGAGGUAGGUCAACUUUUGUAUUAAAGCUUAUUCUGUUUUUGUUUGAAUAUCUUUAUUUUUUGGAUGUGAAGCUUUUGUAAGCCACAAUCAUUUGAGUCUAAAAAGAAAAUGGGGGAUCCCAAAUAUAUCUUGAAAAAAGGUAAAAUGUUUUUUUCUUGAUGUGAUUUUUCCCAUUUGAACAUUUUCUUGACGUUUGUCUUAGUGAUUUCAGGACAUAGAUAUUAAUCUAGGCCUCAGAGCUGACUGUGCAGCCACAUGCAUGUAGAUGAGCUGCUCCUUCACAUUCUGUAAGGUUGCUUGCUAACAAACCUUAAUCAGUUAAUCACCAGUGUGGUCUUUUCCUGCAGUGAUAUUUGAGAUUUUCCUAGUGAAUAGUGAGUCCUUUUUACAGUUUGUUUUUCAUGUUUAAUAAAGUUCUUCAAUAUAAA
Messenger RNA from Limanda limanda (common dab), 3027 nucleotides. Its product is annotated as probable ATP-dependent RNA helicase DDX17. Gene Ontology annotation, molecular function: RNA binding; ATP binding; RNA helicase activity. The record is from RefSeq and is a predicted model, not a curated record. NCBI's taxonomy places the organism in Eukaryota, Metazoa, Chordata, Actinopteri, Pleuronectiformes, Pleuronectidae. Gene Ontology annotation, cellular component: ribonucleoprotein complex; nucleus; cytoplasm. Bases 321 to 2228 code for a protein of 635 amino acids. Gene Ontology annotation, biological process: alternative mRNA splicing, via spliceosome. The transcript is spliced from 13 exons.